AUGGUUGUUUUCAUAUGUUUAGAUACUGAUAAGACUAGUCCUCCAAAGAAACAGGGAGGUGGAGGAAGAGGUGCAAGAAUGCCACCACGAGGAAUGCCACGCGGCCCACGGGGAGGGCCUCCGAGAUUCAUGGGACCAGGACCAUUUUCACCCAUUAGACAUCCAUUCCGAGAACCCCAUUUCCCCCAUGAUGGCCCACCAUUUGAUCACGAAGGCCCACCAUUUGAUCGUAGAGGACCGCAUUUUGACACAAGAUUUGGUCCCCGUGGACCUCGUGGUCCUCCGAUGGAACCUCCGUUUUCUCCAAGGGGACCUCAUUUUGGUCCACGAGGACCCCGGGACCAUUCUAUAAACCGAGGAGAACGUCCAAUGGGAUCAGGAGGGGGUCCAAUGGGACCAGGAAAAGGUCCUAUGGGACCUGGAGAACGUCCUGUGGGACCACACCCUGGGGGUCCAGGUGAACGUCCCAUGGGACCGGGAUUACGACCUGGCGGACCAGGACCGCAACAAAUCGUACCAGGAGAAAGUCCACUACGGCCGAAUCAACCAAAUCGCCCACUAACGUUACCCAGAGGUCCUCGGAUGGCCCAACCUAGACAACCCCUGAGAAAUCAAGGAAAGCUGAACGAAACACAAGGUCAAAAACAAGCUACACCACAAAAACAAGGGAAACAACAAGCUACACCACAAAAACAAGGUCAAAAACAAGCUACACCACAAAAACAAGGUCAAAAACAAGCUACACCACAAAAACAAGGUCAAAAACAAGCUAUACCACAAAAACAAGGGAAACAACCAAAUCAGAAUAAAGUCAAAAAAGAAGCAGCAAGGUACAGUACUUAGUAAAGUUGAGAAGCGGAGGUGGGAAGGUUUUUGUAUUUUGACUGUAACAGUUACAAAAUGAGCUGAGUAGGUAAAAUUCUUUUUAAAGUUUCUUAAUUUGCAUUAAAAUUGUUUUGUUUACGAUUGUAAGUUUAGACGGGAAAUUUCCCGUGUAGAAACACGCUUCUCGACCAAUCAACGCUCGCGUACUAUAAAUGUUCUAUUUUAUCAUAAUUUAUGCAUUUGGUACGGCUCAUGUAAAGCACGGCAGUAUAAAUCAACAUGUGCUUCAGCCGUGUAGCACGCCUGAACCAGGCGAACUUAUUAAUAUAGCCGUGCUUAAUAUUAAGUGCAGUGCUUAAUUGAUUUAGACGCCGUGCUUCUCAUGUGCUUAAUUCAUUGUAUUAAGUUCGGCUCUGACGAUAAAGUCCUUCCUUUCUUGCCCUGUUUAGCUUAACUCAAUUUUUUUUAUAAAAUAGUUCGUUUAAUAUUUCAUUUCGUGUUUUUAUAGUGGAAUUAUUGUGAAAAAAGAACCAACUGAG
Messenger RNA from Paramuricea clavata, 1364 nucleotides. Lineage: Eukaryota; Metazoa; Cnidaria; Anthozoa; Malacalcyonacea; Plexauridae. The record is from the annotation of a GenBank genome assembly.